CAAGGCAAGAUCCUGAAUAAAAAUAUAGAUCUCCACUCGUCUACUGACAAUUCUAAUGGUUCUGCUGGUCUAAUGGUGGAGAAGCUAGAAUGGGGAAAUUCUGAUCAGCUUGACCAAAUUUUGAAAAGGCAUCCAGGUGGAUUUGAUCUGGUUCUUGGUGCUGAUAUUUGCUUUCAACAGUCUAGCAUCCCAUUGCUUUUUGAUACUGUGCAACAGUUCCUCCACAUUCGGGAGGAAGGAAAUUGCAAAUUCCUACUGGCUUUUUUUUCCCGAGCCAAAGUUAUGGAUGCGAUGGUUAUCAGUGAAGCUAAUGAAGACAUGUCACUUGGUUCAUGGUUUAUUGGUCUUGAAGUAGAGCACAUUGGUGACCGCAAUAUGUGCUGCGGGACUCCACCAGAGAAAAACUCGCAUUUGACCAUUCCUGGUUUCUCAAGUGAAGAGAGGAAAAACCAACAGAACCAUAUGGCUUUUGGCAUUGACAUGUGGAUCUUUCAUUUUUUGUACGGAGGAUAAUUUACACUUUUGAACAGUUGGGAAGUUUUUUUUCGUCCUCUGCCUUUUGUGCGGAAUUUGGAUGAAUCGUACAUAUAAUUUUUGGCGGGAUACAUAAUACUUUUGACAUGGAACUUGUAUUUAUUACCAUGAUAUAUAGAUUAUCUUUUGUCGUAGUACAUACUACCAUGGUAAUUUGUACCAUGCCAAAUGGUCAUUACAAUAUAUAGUAUUAAAAAUAUUUUUUGUGUACGGAGGACAUUGUUUUGGUAUGCUUAUUUGUUGUGUAUGACAUUAUUUCUAAUUGGAAUAUAUAUAGUUGGUUUGUAUAUAAGUUUAUAUUAAAAGGUA
Camellia sinensis is the source of this 843-nucleotide messenger RNA. NCBI's taxonomy places the organism in Eukaryota, Viridiplantae, Streptophyta, Magnoliopsida, Ericales, Theaceae. The record is from RefSeq and is a predicted model, not a curated record.